Pectinophora gossypiella (pink bollworm) is the source of this 2819-nucleotide messenger RNA. It is a transcript of the gene Chk2, whose product is annotated as ovarian-specific serine/threonine-protein kinase Lok-like. The record is from RefSeq and is a predicted model, not a curated record. Lineage: Eukaryota; Metazoa; Arthropoda; Insecta; Lepidoptera; Gelechiidae. Gene Ontology annotation, biological process: mitotic DNA damage checkpoint signaling; protein phosphorylation. Gene Ontology annotation, cellular component: nucleus; cytoplasm. Gene Ontology annotation, molecular function: protein binding; ATP binding; protein serine/threonine kinase activity. The transcript has 9 exons. The coding region runs from base 111 to 1715 and encodes 534 amino acids.
UUUGCCCGUUUGGUGGUGCUUUAUUUGUGGUCGGUAUUCUCGUCUAUUGUGAACUUCUAUGAUACCCAGAAAACUUAAAUUAAACUUUUAACGACUCACCACCGACGACCAUGGCUGAAGAUGCAUUACCUGACACUGAAAGUACUCAAACGCAAACUCAAAAUUCACAAGUAGAAUGGAGCCAAAACAACACGCCGGCAGUCAUACCCACGAUUUGGGGACGACUUUAUUCUACCAAAGUUUCGAUAAAGGGAGCUGGAUGUUGGAAGAAGACUGAUCGGCGCAAUCCCGAGUACUAUGAUUUAAUUCAAGCUGAAUUCACCUUGGGAAGGGCUCUCAACUGCACAUUCGUUAUGAAAAAAGACAUUAUCAAGGAGGACAUCAUCAGAAAUGUUAGCAAACAGCAUUUUGUUAUGAAAAGGGAUUUAUCAGAGCCUUUAAGCCCUGCAAUUAUCACAGACAUGUCAUACAAUGGGACCUUUGUCAAUGGUGAAAAGGUUGGGAAGGGCAACAGCCGAGUCUUGGAUGACAGUGAUGAGAUAUCAGUCACACAUCCUGCUAUGAAAAUAUUCAUUUUUAAAGAUUUGCUCAAAAAUGAACAAGAUCAAGUGCCAGAUGAGAUAUCCAAAAAGUAUUACAUUUCAAGGACUCUAGGCCAAGGAGCUUGUGGCGUUGUAAAACUGGUUUAUGACAAGACAAAGUGUACCAUGCAUGCAAUGAAAAUAAUAAAGAAAAGCAGAUUGACAAAUGGCCAAAUUAACAGCCUGAAUAAUCCUGAAAAAAUUAUGAACGAAAUUAACAUUAUGAAGACACUCCAACAUCCUUGCAUCAUCACAACAGAAGAAGUAUUUGACUCCCAAGAAGCCGUGUACAUUGUACUAGAGUUGAUGCAGGGCGGAGAGUUGUUUGACCGGAUCACCAAGCAAGGGCACCUCAGUGAGAAGCUCACUCGCUUCUUGUUCAGGCAAAUGGUUCUCGCUGUGAAAUACCUCCACUCUCAGGGUAUCACUCACAGAGAUCUUAAACCUGAGAAUGUGCUACUGGAGAGUAAGGAGGAUGACACAAUAGUAAAGAUAACAGACUUUGGCCUGAGCAAGUUCGUGGGAGAACACACUUUUAUGAAGACAAUGUGUGGCACCCCUCUCUACCUGGCUCCUGAAGUCCUCCGAGCCAAUGGACAACGCUGUUAUGGGCCUGAAGUGGAUGUAUGGAGCCUUGGAGUCAUAUUCUUCAUUUGUCUUGUUGGCUACCUGCCUUUCUCCGGAGACUACAAAGAGCUGUCCCUCCACAAUCAGAUAAUGAGCGGGCGCUACAGGUACUCGGAGGCGCACUGGCGUGGCGUCAGUCUGCAGGGCAAACUCCUCAUGAAGAGGAUGCUCACAGUUAACGUGGCCAGGCGAAUCACCCUCGACCAAAUCCUUGACCAUGCUUGGAUGCAGGAUGCAGAAGUAAUACAAAGAGUAGAAAGACUACUGUCUCAGACAUUGCAAGUUAAAGACUUCUGCCAACUGACAGUCUCAACAAAUUCUGACCAAGAGAACAACAGUAAUGCAGACAAUGUAACAGUUAUCAGGAUACUCGCGAAGACUAAAAGGGCUUUGAGUGACAGCUACAGUUCAUGCGAACCUAUUCCGAAAAAAAUGAGAAUGGAAGUCUGCCCUGAGUUUGAAAAAUACGACACCAGCUCGACAAGCAGCUUAUAUUCUUCAGAAUAAAGUUAGUUUACAUGACAGUAUAAAGGAUUUGUUGGACCUGAUCUUUUGAUCGUAAGUACUUAAUUUAUAUAACAUUUUUAACUGUUGUUUGCUGUGUCAGCAUAAUAGUUUUAAUGCAAUAUACUGGUGAUAUUCAUUAAAAAUGUCACAGCGUUUUCUCCCUAAGCAUUCCUAAUUGAAUUGCUGUACAAAUUAAGUUUAAGCAAACUGUAUGAAAAAUGAAACUUGUUGUAUAAUUCAAUACAAUUUUGCUUAAUAUGUCCAGAUUCAUUAAAAUUGCAAUAGGAUUUAUAUGUCAAUGAUAGUCACUUUAUAAAGGUUUUAAACACCAUUAUUCUCAAUUAUAUUAAGAUUCUAUGAAUAUGAUUUUAUGAAUCUAUAAUGCUACAAUUCGAUUUUUAUUUUGUUUCUCGUUUUAAUUAAAAUGUUACCUAGAUAGUACAAGUAUUGAAUGUUAAAAUUGUAUUGUUGAUUAUUGUUUUUAAAUAAGUGCCAUGUGAAACGGUAAUUGAAGUGAUAUUGAAAAACCAACGAUUUAGUUGUAAUUGUUAACUAAAAUUAGGACAACCGGACUGUUUCAGUGUCCGAUGUAAUUUGUUCCUUUGUUGACAUACUCAAGACAGAUUUGUGAUUUGCAGUGAUAUGUGAUUGCAUAGAUAAUCAGUUACAUGUUAAACCUUUAUUACGUAGAUUCCAGAAAUGUUGAAUUAAUAUAAAAUUGUAUGCAGGUUUGCGAAGGUGAUAUGUUACUGUGUUCUUAGUAUUUAAGUGAAUACUGCAAUCACAAUUAGGAUAGAUACUAAGUUCCAGUGAUUUAGUAUUAAGCUACCUUGAAUCUUAAUUAUAAAUGCAAGAAGGCAAUGGUAAAUUAACAAUGUGUAUGUUCCAUCUGAUGACACGCGUAUCGUAACGGUACGCACGUACCAUUGUAACAGUUAAACCUCAUUUGUUUACUUACUAUGCAAAUUCCGCCUUAUCGCAACCGACUUAUACAUACCAUCAUGUUUAGUUUGGUAUAACUGUAGACUAUCUCGUUUUAACGUAUGUUACUUUGUUAAUUACAUACACAUUAUUGUUUUUUUGAGAUUUAAAUAACAAUAAAAC